AUGUCUGCUCCUCCUGUUCCCUUCAACCGCCUCAAGCAGAUUGCUACCGAUGUCUGCAGCAAAGCGAUCGGUAGCGCCGAGUUCUACGACCACGCAAAGACGGAGCAAUGGAACUCUGCCAUCAUCAAUUCUAUGCUCAAGGCCGUCAUCUCCGAGUCAACACCCCAAGGAGCUUCCGCCCCAUCAUUCAAAUUCGCAUGCAACAGCACCAUCGUGCAGCACCUCGUGCCCACUUCCUCACUGAACAAGGCCCGCGGCGGAACCGAGAUCAAAGGGCAGCCUCACAUCUCGACGAGCUCCGAGGCCACGGCCACCGAUGGCAAACCUCACGUCGGUCGACGUGGUAUGCACAGCGCCACCGGCGCCUACUGGGACGAGAAGAAGGAUGGCAUGUGGACCUUCAAGUAUGACGGGGGUGAGGGCAAGGGCAUGGACGUGGUCAUUAUGCUCAUCUGGAUUGGCAUCUAA
Metarhizium album ARSEF 1941 is the source of this 468-nucleotide messenger RNA. RefSeq names its product Tctex-1. The coding region runs from base 1 to 468 and encodes 155 amino acids. Gene Ontology annotation, molecular function: dynein intermediate chain binding. NCBI's taxonomy places the organism in Eukaryota, Fungi, Ascomycota, Sordariomycetes, Hypocreales, Clavicipitaceae. Gene Ontology annotation, cellular component: cytoplasm; cytoplasmic dynein complex. Gene Ontology annotation, biological process: microtubule-based movement. The transcript has 4 exons. The record is from RefSeq and is a predicted model, not a curated record.